Messenger RNA from Pseudozyma flocculosa PF-1, 930 nucleotides. RefSeq lists its product as uncharacterized. NCBI's taxonomy places the organism in Eukaryota, Fungi, Basidiomycota, Ustilaginomycetes, Ustilaginales, Ustilaginaceae. The record is from RefSeq and is a predicted model, not a curated record. Gene Ontology annotation, biological process: translation. The coding region runs from base 1 to 930 and encodes 309 amino acids. The transcript is spliced from 3 exons. Gene Ontology annotation, molecular function: structural constituent of ribosome. Gene Ontology annotation, cellular component: mitochondrion; small ribosomal subunit; ribosome.
AUGGCUUUCAGGUGCUCGAAGCUCGCGCUGCAGGCCGCCGCCGCAAAGCCAUCGUCUUCGGCACUCAUCUCGGGCGCUUCGGCUUCUUCGUCGAGCCGGGUCAUCUACCAAGCGGCGCGGACGUUGGCAUCUUCGUCCCGAGCCGCUGCACCCGCCGAGGCCGCGACGCUCAACCAGCUAAGGAAGGAGCAAUCGCUCGGUUCUACGCUUCGGGGAAGCGGCCAGCCCUCGUCUUCUUCGUCUGCCGCCGCCACUGAUGCUGUCUCUGCCUCGACCGCGACCGGGCAGAAGCCCGAGCCCGAGUUUGAGAUCCCCUCGUGCCUACUGCCCACCGAGACCCAACCAAAGACGCACGGCAUCCACGUCGCCACACUCCACCUCCGCUGCUACGGCGACUCGCUGCAGAACCUCGACCUCCUUUGCGACUUUGCACGCAAGGCCGCCUUCUCGCUCGGCAUCCCCGUGUCGGGCACCGCCCACCUGCCCGUCCGCACCGCCCUCUGGACGGUGCCGAGAAGCCCCUUUGUGCACAAAAAGAGCCAGGAGAACUUCUGGCGCAAGACGCACAGCCGCGCCAUCAAGGUGUUUGACGCCAACGACGAGGUCGUCGACCGGUGGCUCCACUUUCUGCGCAUCCACGCGCUCCCCGGUGUCGGCAUGAAGGCGGAGCUCAUGAGGUAUCACGAGGUCGGCAUCGGAUCCAAGCUGAUGGAGGAGGCGCAGGCGCUGCAGCGGCCCAGCGCCGCCUCUCUCUCCGACAGCAGCAGCGGCAGCAAGGCGGAAGCGGCGGGCGGAAAGACAAAGGAGCAGAGCGCCGAGGACAUCAAGCGCAUCGCCGACGACAUUGUCGCAAAGGAGGUGGAGAAGGACGGCGGAUCUGCGACAUCGACCGAGGGCACGAGCGGAAGCGGAGGCGGAGGCACCGCCUAG